Pieris rapae (cabbage white) is the source of this 5388-nucleotide messenger RNA. It is a transcript of the gene Tango1, whose product is annotated as transport and Golgi organization protein 1. The coding region runs from base 107 to 3964 and encodes 1285 amino acids. The transcript is spliced from 13 exons. Gene Ontology annotation, biological process: protein secretion; endoplasmic reticulum to Golgi vesicle-mediated transport; vesicle cargo loading. Gene Ontology annotation, cellular component: endoplasmic reticulum membrane; endoplasmic reticulum exit site. Gene Ontology annotation, molecular function: protein binding. The record is from RefSeq and is a predicted model, not a curated record. Lineage: Eukaryota; Metazoa; Arthropoda; Insecta; Lepidoptera; Pieridae.
GAUACUUUUAGAUUUGACAGAUGAUGUGGCCUAACGACUUGUUCUCAUAAUUUUUUGGAAUUUAAAUUAAUAUUUAUUUCUAGCUAACUUAUAAUACCAUGUCAAGAUGAUUGUGAUAAAGACUAUUAUUUUUUCUGUGUUUAUUACAGUUUGCUAUAGUAGAUUGCCGGACAAAGUGUUAUGUGCAAAUCAAGAAUGUAAUGCACCAAUAUCCAAAGCCAAAACUCUUCUUAGUUAUAACAGUCCAGAAUCUGAUCUCUUAUCAUUCAAAGGAAACUCAGAAGCAAUAAUAUCUAUGAAAUCAGCUGGAACAAAUUCAGAUUUAUGGUAUGCCACCAUUAAUGGGAAGUCUGGUUUUGUUAAUACUAGAUUUUUAAGGGAGAUAAAAGUUUACACAAAGAAUUUAGUAGAGAUGCCCGUUGAGAUCAAAAACAUAAAACCCAUAGUUAAACCUGAUAAAGUACAACAAGCCCAUGAAGUGUUUGAAGGAACAACAAUAUACUCACCAGAGCCUACCCCACCAGCUGAUGCAUCUAAAAUAUCAACAGAACAAAUAUCUCAAUUUAGUGAAAACAUCCCUGAAUCUAUUCACAACAUUAACUUAGAAAGUAUGUUAAAAGAAACUUAUGCGGAAUCCUCUCCAUUAGAGACAGCUAUUCCUUUAGUUGAUGAUAUGAGCAAAGAAAUUAGAAGUGAGAAAGAAACACCAAAUGAUUCUUUAGAAAAAGUUGAUGAAAGCAGUGGCACUGAUAUCCAUUUCGACAGUAAGACAGACAAAGUUGAGUCAAUAAUAAGUCCAGUGUCUGAAGAAGUUUCUGGAAGUGCAGAAAAUGUUAAGUCACACGAAACUUUGGAAUCUAUUUUAAACCCUACUCUACUUGAACAAAAGACUAGUGUCAAAGAUGACCCUCUGCUUGUCACUGAAACAGAACCGACUAUUAGUGAACAGAAUGCAUACCUUGAUUCUAGUACAGAUAAAAGUAUCAAAAAUGAACUGUUGCCUGUCACCAAAUCAGAACCAAAUACUAGUGAACAGAAUGCAUACCUUGAGUCUAGUACUGAUAAAAGUGUCAAAGGUGAAGCUUUGCUUGUCACCAAAACUGAACAGAAUGCAUAUCUUGUAACUAGCACAGAGAAAAGUGAAAUUUUACAAGAAGUAUCCAGUGAAAGCCUGCAAGAAAAAUUGCUUAAAACCAAAACGGUACCAAAUAUUAGUGAACAGAAUGCAAAUCUUGUGUCUAGUACAGAUAAAAGUGUCAAAGAUGAAGCUUUGCUUGUCACCGAAACUGAACCGAAUAUUAGUGAACAGAAUGCACAACUUGUAUCUGGUACAGAGAAAAGUGAAAUUUUACAAGAAGUAUCCAGUGAGAGCCUGUCUGUUCAAGAAAAUUUGCCAUCUAUUGAUAAAAAUGUAAUUCAACAAAAUGGCUCUAAUGCACCAAAAAGUGAUAUUGCAACAGAAAAUGAAGGUACAAUGACAAUAGAAGAUCACACAAGUAUUCAACAUAAAAGGGCACAAACCAUUGAGCUUGAUAAUUUUUCAGAAAGCAGUACUGUAUCUCCAAACAGUGACGCAACAACAAUAUCACCAGAAUCAGGGACAACUGAGGAGCCAACAAUACCAGCCAUAGAAACUGAUACUAUGUUACAUGAGUCUAAACCUCAAACAAUACCUGCCGCUGAUAUGAACUUACUUCUACAGGAAUUGCAAAAUUUGGAUACAACUACACUGAAAGUGCCAUAUGUUGAUGCAACAUUUGAAGAAGCUCUUAGACAAGAUGUAGUGUCAGAAUCAGUUUCUAUAGAUAGGUUUCUAGAAACUGAAUCAAACAGUGAACAAUCAAGCAAAUUAAAUACAGAUUCUACAAGUUCAGAUGAAGUUUUGACAUCAACUGAGACACCUGUGACAGAAACAUACAUAAGCAGCACAACAGAGAGUUUAAUUGAAGAAAUAUUUACCUCCACAACAGAAUCACCACCAGUUGAAAGUGAAAAUGAAGGUUUCUUUUCUAAUAUGUAUUCAACUAUCGCCGACAUGUUACCACCAUCUACAGAGGCCCCUCCCGAAGAAAUAUUUAAUCCUGAUCUUGUUGAGGCUCCAGAGAGUGAAUCCAGUGUUACAUUGACAUCAUAUCUUUUUACUAUGUUAAACUCAGUUAUUGGAAGUAAGGAACAAAGUAAUGCAUUGUAUCCUUCAACUGGUGACACCUGUUUCUCUGAAGAAUAUUGUGAUGGUGAAGCAUAUGGUCAGCGCAAUAGAUUUAUAACAUUCAUUCUGACUACAGCCACAUCUGUGCUACUUUUCACAUUGGGAUAUUACUACAUUGAUAAUAAACGGCAAGAUAGCAAAUUUAUUGGUACUAUAAACAAAUUACAGAGGGAAUUGCUAUUUGCUACUAAGGAGUGUGAGAUCCUUAAAGAGGAGCUUGGCACUACGAAAAACAAAUUAAACUCGAUCGAAGACAGUUCUUUUGGAAAAGACGACAUGGUGCAAUCAUUGAAAGAAGAAAUUGAUGAGAUGAAAGCACAAAACGAUAGACUUAGGAAAUCUUUAGAUGAUAAUGAGAAGUUGUUGAGGGUGUCUGAGAAUACUGCUGGCGAGCUGCAGAAUACCUUGAGUGAAGUAGAGAACACUCUGAGUGAACUGUGGGGGGAGAGAGCACAGUCUGAGGAGCAAAUUGCUGAAUUGAAUGAGAGAAUACAGGUAUUUGAAGAGGAGCUAAUAUCAGUGACUCGGGAUAGAGACAAUUACCAACUUAAGUUUGCCUCAGCCGAGAGUGCGUUAGACGACUACAAGAAGCAAAAGAAACUUCUGGAAGAAGUCAGUCAUCAACUCAUUGAAGCAAAUAAUACAAUUGAAUUGCAAAAACAUGAAAUUGUUGCUCUGAAGGAUGCAUUGAAACAAGUAAAAGGCGGCGCUCAGUCUAACAUUGACGUGGCAUCUCUGAUAGAUCACACCGAAAUCAAGGCCAAACUGUCCAAAGCACUCGAAGAAAGGGAGACAUACAAAACUCAAUUUGAGGUGGAAGAGAAAGAAAGAAGUCGUCUAGCAGAAGAAUUGAAGACCACACAAGAUUUGCUGAAGACAACAAGUCAGCAGGCCACCGAAGCUCUUACAAGACUGGAUGUUCUGGGGAAGUACUUCCAAGAACGAGAGACUGAAUUGAUGAAGGAAUUGAGCACAAAGGAAUCCUUGUGGUUAAGCAAACAAGGCGAGUCAGCCAGCACUGUGGAGAAAAUUGAGUUGCUGCAACAAGAAGUUCAAAGAUUUAAGGAGAAAUGCGACACAUUAACCCUGGAAUUAGCGGAACAGGAGUCGGCUCGUCGCACCGCUAUAAGCGAGAUGGAGACUCGGGCGCACUCCGCCUGGCUCGAAGCUCGUCAGGCCAAGAGGGAGGCGGAUGCUGCCAAGGAUGAAGCGGCGGCCCUAAGGAGGAAGCUGGCUGCCAUGCAUCAGGCAGACGGUGCUGCCUCUCCCAAUAGAGGAGUAGCAUCGCCUCUGGAAGCAGUGGAUGGUCUACCACCAGCUCUGCCACUGGCCUUCCUUCCGCCCCCUUUGCUUCCGCCAUUACCUCGUCCGCCGCCGCUAGGACGAUUGCCUUCACCCCACGGCCCAAGAUACAGCGAAAGGCGGUACUCGCCCGAUAGGCGGUACUCACCAGAGAGCCGGUACUCACCUGCGAGUAGGUACUCACCCGAAAGUAGAUACUCGCCUGAAACUGUCCGGUACUCACCAUCGAGACGAUAUUCACCCAGGUCUCGCCGGUCUCCAUACUCGCCCCGGUCGAGGCGGCGAUCGGUUGAGAGAUACGAAAGUGGGCGUGGCUCCAGAGGUCGUAACGGUCCAGCGGACACCGAGACGGAAUACAACUCGGACAGUCCCACCAGAAGACCCAGGCGACGAUACACUUCGCGCUCAGGUGCUAGUUCAGUUUCGGGUUGUUCCUCGGAGUCAGAAAAGUGAAUAUAGCUAUCGAAGCCAAAUUAAUUUAUUGGUAAGGGUUUUCGCUCGAUGGCAACAACGAUUGUAUGGUAUCUCCACUAGUGUGCGCGGUUUAGAUUUAAAUUGGUGAUCAGAAGUAAACUUCAUGGCUUUGAUUUGGUUAAGAUGCAGCUUACCCCGCAACUUUACUAGUGAUUUUAGCGUCAUCAGCGGGUUACUGAAUAAGAUAAACAAUCACUUCGUCGUUAAAUUUACAGAGUAACCCCAUUAUCUAAUGUUAUAAAUGCUUACCACUUGAUUUCGCGCCACAUUAUGUUGAUCAUAAGUGGGCGAGUCUAUUAAAACUUAUAUGAAGUUACUACGUUAUGAAAACUGCAUCUAAUUUUGUCCAGUCGAUAGUUAGCUAAACACUGUUUUAAUACCUAUAUAAAUUCAUUUACGAGUAAAUACAAAGUACUUCGGUAUAUACAAAAGAUAUAUUUUAGUUCAUAUUUUGUCACUAGAUGGCGCUAUAAACAAAGAUAUUUUACCAUCUUAAUAAAAGCCAUGGCGUUUACUGUCAAUAAUUAUAACAUUUUGUAAACGCGAGACGAAACCAUACGUGCCUCAUCCCUUCAUAAAACCUUGGAGAUAAUCUUUUGCCAAUGUACAUAGAAUUUAUUUAUAAUCCAAAUUUGUCGAUGAAGUUGAGAUAUGUCCAAGUAAACAAUUUGUUUAUCAGAAAUUACGUUUGGAGCAUAGGUUAUCAGUAUAAUGGAAUUUUAUACACACAGGCUAGCUAUAUACUUUGUUUAGUAAAAAAUUAAAUUAAAUACAUCUAUUUUUUUUUUCAAUUGGGGCUGUUUAAGUAUUACAUAUGCAAGAUAGGGGGGACGGGGACUAGUCUUUCUUGUUUGGUGAUUAUGUUAACAGUAAUUAUUUACUUUUAUACACAGGAUAUAUUUAUUUAUUUCGAGUCGAGAUUCUUAGUUAAAUUCUUAUAAAAUCUGCUUACUUGAACGGCCCCAUUGUUAUAAAUGACGAAUAUUUUAUAGUCCCUUUCGUUGUAACAAGUAAGUCGUACUUGGCAUCGCUAGAGGGCGCUUUACACUUAUGUACCUUUCCCACUAGUCCUUCCAAGACUCACAUACAAUCCAUUAUUUAUCUUAUAAUUCCACCGGUACUGCCGUUGCAAGCUUUGCGGUAACUUGUAAUCUUCCCGAGUCACAUUAACAUCAGUUUUUCUACAAUUCUUAUGUCAAAAUAAGUGCGAAUCACUUUAAAUUAUAUUUUAUAAUGCAUUUUAAGUCUGUCUACGUACGCGUUUAUGAUCGUAUACGUCUCCAAAUGCAUUUUAGUACUUACCUUCCUCUGUCAUUGACAUGUCAUUUAAUUUAUUUUUAAAUUGUUUUAUUAGGAAAUAAUGUACAUUGUAUUAGUAAUUAAAUAAAUUUUUAUUAUCAAAA